Cucurbita moschata (crookneck pumpkin) is the source of this 721-nucleotide messenger RNA. RefSeq lists its product as uncharacterized. The transcript has 3 exons. Bases 112 to 390 code for a protein of 92 amino acids. The record is from RefSeq and is a predicted model, not a curated record. NCBI's taxonomy places the organism in Eukaryota, Viridiplantae, Streptophyta, Magnoliopsida, Cucurbitales, Cucurbitaceae.
GCUCAAAAAAUGAUUUAUGUAAGGCGUCGCCAAAACCUUUCUUCUUAUUGGACUUGUUAGGCAGCUCCUGAAAAACCCUAAUUCUCACCUUCUUCUCUCCGUUCAUUUCCAAUGGCUUCCCGCUGUCGAUCUCUUGCAACCCCAACUAUUUCCCUCAUCAAAUCCACCUUAACCAAACCCUCCAUUAAAGCAACACCAGCUUCUUUCUUCACCGUUCGUUCUUCGCCCACAAUUUCCAGGUUGGUUCCGCGGUUGGGUUCCCUUGAAUCUCUGCUUCCCCUUCAUUCAGCAGUCUCUUCGGCGCGGCUAACUUCGUGUCUUGGAAUCGAUUCGGUGUCUUCGAGGUCAUUGUCUCAGGGUAUGCUCUGCAGUGCCAAUCCAGGAGUUUGAUAUCUCCAUUCUUUGUAAUUUUUUAUCUAAUUAGGUCUCUGUGUGCCGCGAUAAGGGAUGGAAUUUAGGAGAAUGCUCUGAUUGAAGUGUGGCUAUACACAAAAGGAUGCCGAAUCAUAUAUUCUGUUCAUCAUAUUGGAGCUGCCCCAGUAUCUAUUUGUUGUUUAGGUUGAGGUUAUAACUGAUGAGACAACUCCACUCCCGAAUAUGUUCCCCCAAUUCAUUACACUCACUUUUCCCAUAAUUUUUCUUAUCUGAGUAUUAUCAACACCACAUGACCCCCUAGCGAAUAAGACUGAUUACCCUCGUUUUUCGGGUGGUUUUUCUUGGC